This is a messenger RNA of Bactrocera latifrons, 744 nucleotides long. RefSeq lists its product as uncharacterized. The record is from RefSeq and is a predicted model, not a curated record. The coding region runs from base 117 to 692 and encodes 191 amino acids. NCBI's taxonomy places the organism in Eukaryota, Metazoa, Arthropoda, Insecta, Diptera, Tephritidae. Gene Ontology annotation, molecular function: odorant binding. The transcript is spliced from 4 exons.
ACCUAACCUAUAAAAGCAACGGCGUGUGUCCACCAUAAGGUUAUUUGUUCAAAUCAACUCGCGGUGAACAGUUAAUUUCAAUUUUUUGGAUUUUGAGGAUUUUUUAAACAAUAAUAAUGCAGAAAAUCGAAUUAUUUGUGUUCUGUGCUUUUUUGGUCUACAGUUGCGUUAAAGCCGUGGAGAUUGAUUGCAGGCGACCGCCACAACUAGUGCAACCGUCACUUUGUUGUAAAAACGAAGAACGCGCAGCGGUCAUGGAAACGUGUGCGCAACGAUUGGGCUUAUCUUUUGAAAAACAGAAGGGCGCCACUGCUUUGGAGGACGUUACUUGCUUCGCUGAGUGCAUCGUUAAAGAGUUGCAGCACCUGUCAGCGCCUGAGAAGAUCAACUUUGAAGCCGUCCAAAAGUAUCUACAGACCAAAUCCGGCAAUGAUACCACUUAUGUGGACACUAUGCUGACCGCCUACAGAAAAUGCGUAUCAGUGGCGCAGCAACGAAUGCAAGUGAUCAAGCAACAUUCACUCGGUGGUGGCGUGUUCGCACUUCGGAGCUGUAGUCCCUUCUCCGGCAUACUGCUCAGUUGUGUGCACAUGGAAUACUUCAUGAACUGCCCGGCGAAUCGUUGGACCGAUAAUGCGGAGUGCGCUUUGGCGAAACAAUUUGUUACACAGUGUGCUAUCGGCACGGUGUGAAUAUUAAUUUAACAAAAGUAUAUAUGUAUACUAUAUAGUACAUAUCGUCACC